AUGGUUGGGUCCACAAGUGGCAGCAGCAUGAGCCAUGACAGUUGUGGUCACACACGUAGCGCGAAGAUGGUGCGGAUGCGUGAGUUGAACGCAAGUGGUCGCACACGCCGCGCCUGUCCAAGUGCUCCGCAGCGUCGCCGUUGGGGGCAGACUCCUUUCAGCGUAGACACGACGAUUGCCAAUCAAAGUGUUUCGCUCAGUGCAUCAGCGUCGGAUGCAUCUGCACGCCGCCCCUCCUAUCCCACCACCACCUCCGUGUCUCCACUCGUCCGCAGUGAUGUCAUGCGCCGCCCUAGGGCUGCCGUCGUGCGUGCACCCGCGUCAGAGGGCCAACUCGAAGGUCGAAGUCUCAUUGAUCCCUCGGCAUUGCAACCAGAGUCGUUUGAGCCCACUUCACACACCGUCGACGACGCACAUAUGGUGACCAGCAAAGGCGCGAGCACAGAGGAGGUGUCGUGCGACGCGGCGGCCCGUGGUCAGCACUCGGCUUCUGCGUCUCCUGUUGUGCAGAUUCAGGCGGCGGCGACGUCUCGGGCCGCCACGGUGCCGGUCGAAGCAGAAGCGAGGACAUACCACGUGAAUGAGCCAGAUGGGGUGGAGCAUGGAGAAGGCGAGUCGACUCACACACAUCUGCGGGAGCCUUGGAUGCCUUCGUCAACCCUCCGUCCCCUAGCAGCAGCGGCACCGCUGCCGCCGGUCGCCCCACCCCCACCACCCACCCUCCCCAUCACUUCCCACUCUUCCGUGCCAUCGCCUUCAGGACUAGUGGUCCUGCCGCAGUGUCUGCUUGAAGACGGCAACGCCGCUUCCCGAGAGCCGCCAUUGUCGUCGUCGUCGCCAUCACCGUCACGCUUGCGGCAAAUGCCUCAGGCUACACCAGUGCGAGGUCCCAGUGGGCACCAGGUUGCUGAAGCCGUCCAAGACACCGGUGACUCUUCUCCGUCGAUCGCGGUAUGUGCAUAUGGCACUCCAUCAGCGCUCACCACGCCAGUGUCUACCGUCGCUGCAGAACAGGGUGGCCGACGAACAUGGGAGGGGGGUGCACGCAGGGCAGCAUCUACGUCCGGUGGCGUUGUGGGAGAAAGGGAUGACAGCCACCCAACGGCAAAAUCCAACGCUCCUCCCCCGGCCCAAGACUCGCUAGACUGCGCCAACGGUGGCCGCCUCGUCAACUCCACAGUAGCUGACGUGAGCGCUGUAUCGCCCACAAGACGCGACGAGCGGCGGCGCAGGGUCGCAGAUGCGCAGCAGUCGCGUCCCUCAGCGUUCUCUUCCUCUCUGUCCCCGCCGUCUAUCGUGAGCAGCUCUUGCAGCAUCGCGCGUAUUCUGCAGCUGCAGGCGCAGGAGGGCUGGAAGGACGGGCUGCGUGCUGCUCUUCAGCAAGACGCGGAGGUGUGGGUGCGGCAAGUGUGCGAGGAGCAGCGACUCCUGCAAGCGCAGUUGAGCGUCGCGCAGGCCAGAGCAGCAGCGCUGGCAAAAUACUUGCAGGCGUUUCAUGACCGUGGAUCGUCUCCGGCGUCUGCUCUCCUGUGUGAGUCACAACCUGCCGAUAGCGCGGGCGUGGCGGUUAGCGGCGCUGCAGAGAAGUGCUGCCGGGAGCACGCCGCUGCGGAACGACCGUGUGGUGACGAGAUAAGCGGCAAAGCACGCCUUUCUCAUCUCGCUGAAUCGAGCCCAGAGAGGCCUGCGGCACCGGAGGGCGACGACAGAGGUGCGUACACGAGCUCUGCUGCUGAUGACGACACGACUGCCGCGUUUGGCACCACCUACACGUGUGAGCUGGAGGCUUAUGCUCAUCUUCUGGAGCAGCACACGCACGCGCUGCACUCGGAAAAGUACCAGCUACAGCUGCGGCUUGAUAGGCGAACCAGUCAGCUCGCCUCAUCCCAGGAGCGCUACCUGCAGCGCUACGCCAGACUUCUGCAGGAGCAGUCAAUGCUCGAGCGCGACUAUCGCAAAGCCGCGGAGGACGUGGAGCAGCUUGUGGGAAUGGUGGUGGUGGCUCGCGCCGCCGAACGCGCUGCCAUGCGGAGAGUGGAGGAGUUCGAAUGGGCACUGGAGGAGUCAGAGCUGCGUAUCGAGGCGCUAGCGGCCGCACGGCACCGGCGGGCGACGGAGAACGGCGGUGGCGACAUCAAAGGGGGCACCGGCAGCAUCAAGUCCGUCUCUGACCCCAUCGCUGUUGGGUCGGAUGGCAACGAGAGCCUGGAUUGCCCGUCCGGCUACGCCUCCGCCCCACCACCAAGCAGCGCCUUUGCGUCGUUUACGGAGCACAACGAGACCGACAGGAGUACCAUGGUAAUCGAUGCGCUCGCUGCGGCGUCUGGCAGGACUUCGGUGGAGCGUCACCGUAUGCUGGCAUGGGGUUCCAUGAGCGCGUCCUCCGCCAUGUACCCGCCUUUGUCGCCAGGCGCGUCGUCGCUAACUGCGGAGUCGACUUCGUGGACGCCUAUGCAGACUCAGAUGGCUGCUGUCGGACCUGAGUGCAGUGGCGAGGCCGAGUCCCCGUGGGGCUGCACUGUCUAUUCACUUUCCUCUGUGCCACUGUCUGCAGCGCCGUCCCCCAUGCGCACAGCAGCAGACGUGGAGAGAGGCGGUGCAGCGGGCGGCUGCUCUCCGGAGGUCUGCGUUGCUGCGAGGUUGGCGUCGCGCGAGGCGGGCAUACCUUCUCAGCCCCAACGCGCCCCCUCGCAGACCGUGACCGCCCCUCCCACAUUCACGUCGUUGCCCAUUGCAGACGCGGUAGCGAGUGCAGGCACGACGACCGUGGCCUCGCGCGGCCCAGCGUCUUCACACAGACCCAGUCAUGGAGACAGCAGUGACGGCGCCUCUGCCCUUACGGCACUCACAGUGGCACCUGUAUCUGCGGAGCACGCGAGGGUGCGAAAUGGUUCUCUCAGUGCAUCGACGAGCCUGGUGAGCGCCAACACUUCCGUUUGCGCCUCACGCAUCUCUACCACCGCAACAAUGCUAACGCCGCGCACGCUGGCGCGCCAGCGCCGCCAUGUUCAGAACCAGAUUAGGGAGCUCCGUGGUGGCGCGGCGGAGGGAGGGGACCACAGCACUGUCGACGAGCAUCAGCUGCUGCAGUUCCGCUGUACCCUCCUCGAGCUGGAGCUGCAGGCGAAGGAGACAGCGCACAAGGCGGAGAAGGAGGCGUGGGAGGCGGCGGUGCAUCACGCGGAGGGCGUUGCCGGUGCCAUGAGCGAGGUCGAGGCCCGUGUGAGGCAGGCCGCCGCUGCCUCGGAGAAGGCCGGGCACCUCUUGCAGGAAAUGACCCGACUAUGGAACCAUUCCCUUGCUCUAGAUGAGGACGACAUCAGUGACGAUGGUGGCGAGGCCGCAGUGCAUGCGGCGGGGCUCGUGGUGAUGCAUGAGGAGCAGACCUGCUACCCCCAGCGCUCUCGCGACGGGACCCCGCUGUACUGA
Leishmania mexicana MHOM/GT/2001/U1103 is the source of this 3429-nucleotide messenger RNA. RefSeq lists its product as hypothetical. Lineage: Eukaryota; Euglenozoa; Kinetoplastea; Trypanosomatida; Trypanosomatidae. The transcript has a single exon. The record is from RefSeq and is a predicted model, not a curated record. Bases 1 to 3429 code for a protein of 1142 amino acids.